Messenger RNA from Acipenser ruthenus (sterlet), 4338 nucleotides. Its product is annotated as membrane-bound transcription factor site-1 protease. The record is from RefSeq and is a predicted model, not a curated record. Gene Ontology annotation, molecular function: serine-type endopeptidase activity. Bases 565 to 3735 code for a protein of 1056 amino acids. The transcript is spliced from 23 exons. Gene Ontology annotation, cellular component: Golgi apparatus. Gene Ontology annotation, biological process: proteolysis. NCBI's taxonomy places the organism in Eukaryota, Metazoa, Chordata, Actinopteri, Acipenseriformes, Acipenseridae.
AUUGGCGUCUGUGAUUGCUCACGAGGGAAGUCUGUUAUCUUUAAGCCCAUCCCACUGUGGGCGGGAAGACUCGCUCCUGAGGGUAGUCAAUGCUGCAGUAUGUGGGUUGGUAAAGGGGAGUAUUGGGGGAAUCGAAGAAUUUUGUUCUUGAAUUUAUUUACUAAAUAAAAGAAAACAAAGAACCCCGACAAAAGCCGAAUCGCAUUUAUUUUUUACAAGAGAAUGGUCGUGGUUCUGAAACGCCGAGGUUAAGGUGUUGAGUUGCCAGCUUUCUCUGAUUCCGUUCGAACUCUUCUCUGUGGGAAUGGAGUCCCAGAUGCACACACAGCUGCAUGAGUGAACGUGGAGAAGGGGCCUUCCAAAAUGGAGAAGAAACGCAGAAAGAAAUUGAACUAACUGCCUUUUAAACCAGGCUGCAUUGAAAUGGAACCUGAACUUUCUAUCGUGCAUAUUUAUUUAAAACUUUGUUUUAGCUUCAACCGUGAACAUAUACAGAUUUUAUAGUGUUUUUUUUUAGAAAAGAAGAAUUUGAUUUGUGGGCGCUGUGACAGUGCUACAUUGACCAUGAGGCUGGGGAGUGCCUGGCUGUGGAUGCUGUUGUUUCUGCUGUGCAGCAGGAAGCCUGUGGGGUUGGAGCUGGGCCAUGCCACCAUCACCAACCACCAGGGUCUCCUCUGCCCGAACUGCACCCACCUCACCCUGAAAGUGGAGUUCUCCACCGCUAUGGUGGAACACGAGUACAUAGUUGCUUUCAAAGGAUAUUUCACUGCCAAAGCCAGGAGUAAGUUCAUUUCGAGUGCACUGAAGAACUCUGACGUGGCGGACUGGAAGAUUAUUCCCCGAGACAAUCCCGCCAGCGAUUACCCCAGCGACUUCGAGGUAGUGCAGAUCAAAGAGGCGCACAGAGACGGGCUCCUGACACUGCAGGACCAUCCGCACAUUAAACGAGUCACACCACAGAGAAAGGUCUUCCGCACCCUCAAAUUCACAAACUCAGCUGAUGAGGUGGUGCCUUGUAACGACACCCGAUGGACCCAGAAGUGGCAGUCUUCCCGUCCGCUGAGGAGAACCAGUCUGUCUCUGGGCUCCGGGUUCUGGCACGCCACUGGCAGACACUCAAGCAGACGCUUGCUCAGAGCCAUCCCCCGGCAGGUGGCACAGACCCUGCAGGCUGACGUGCUCUGGCAGAUGGGGUACACAGGGGCUGGUGUUAAAGUAGCAGUGUUCGAUACAGGGCUCGGUGAGAAGCAUCCACAUUUCAAGAAUGUAAAAGAAAGAACCAACUGGACCAAUGAAAAGACCCUGGAUGAUGGGCUGGGUCACGGCACGUUUGUGGCAGGCGUGAUAGCCAGCAUGAGAGAGUGCCAGGGUUUUGCUCCUGAUUCUGAGCUGCACAUUUUCAGAGUAUUCACCAACAACCAGGUCUCCUACACAUCCUGGUUCCUGGAUGCCUUUAACUAUGCCAUCCUGAAGAAAAUAGAUGUCUUAAACCUCAGCAUAGGAGGACCAGACUUCAUGGAUCAUCCUUUUGUUGAUAAGGUUUGGGAACUGACUGCCAACAAGGUGAUUAUGGUCUCUGCCAUUGGAAACGAUGGUCCUCUUUAUGGCACCCUAAAUAACCCAGCAGACCAGAUGGAUGUUAUCGGAGUGGGUGGGAUUGAUUUUGAAGAUAAUAUUGCUCGGUUUUCCUCUAGAGGAAUGACAACUUGGGAGCUGCCCGGUGGUUAUGGCAGGGUGAAGCCGGACAUUGUCACCUAUGGGUCUGGGGUCCGAGGGUCUGGCAUUAAGGGGGGGUGUCGGUCUCUGUCUGGAACCAGCGUCGCUUCACCAGUGGUUGCUGGUGCAGUCACUCUGUUGGCAAGCACUGUGCAGAAUCGGGAGCUGGUCAACCCUGCCAGCAUGAAGCAGGCUCUCAUUGCCUCGGCACGUAGGCUCCCAGGUGUCAACAUGUUUGAGCAGGGGCAUGGCAAGCUGGAUCUCCUCAAGGCUUACCAGAUACUUAACAGCUACCGGCCCCAGGCCAGCCUGAGUCCAAGCUACAUUGAUUUGACUGAGUGCCCAUAUAUGUGGCCGUAUUGCUCCCAGCCCAUCUACUAUGGAGGAAUGCCAACAAUUGUGAAUGUUACCAUUCUCAACGGGAUGGGCGUUACUGGCAGGAUCGUUGACAAGCCCAUCUGGCAGCCCUAUUUGCCCCAGAACGGCGACAGCAUUGAGGUGGCUGUGUCUUAUUCACACGUGCUCUGGCCAUGGUCCGGUUACCUUGCUGUCUCCAUCACCGUUGCAAAGAAGGCUGCAUUGUGGGAGGGAAUCGCUCAGGGGCACGUGAUGGUGGUUGUAGCAUCGCCAGCGGAGAAUGAUUCUGAAACGGGUGCGGAGCAGACCUCCACAGUGAAGCUCCCUGUUAAAGUGAAGAUCAUUCCGACCCCUCCGCGCAGUAAGAGGGUUCUGUGGGAUCAGUACCACAACCUGCGCUACCCGCCGGGAUACUUUCCCCGGGACAACCUGCGGAUGAAGAAUGACCCCCUGGACUGGAACGGAGAUCAUAUUCACACAAACUUCAGGGAUAUGUACCAGCACCUGAGGAGUAUGGGGUACUUUGUGGAAGUCCUAGGAGCACCAAUCACAUGUUUUGAUGCCAGCCAGUAUGGGACCCUGCUGAUGGUGGACAGUGAGGAGGAGUAUUUCCCAGAGGAGAUCAUUAAACUGCGGAGAGACAUUGACAACGGGCUGUCUCUGAUCGUGUUCAGUGACUGGUACAACACCUCUGUCAUGAGGAAGGUUAAGUUCUACGAUGAAAACACAAGGCAGUGGUGGAUGCCGGACACAGGUGGGGCUAAUAUCCCAGCUCUGAAUGAUCUGAUCUCUGUCUGGGGAAUGGCAUUCAGUGAUGGUCUGUAUGAAGGAGACUUCUCAAUGGCAAACCAUGACAUGUACUAUGCCUCUGGAUGCAGCAUUGCCAAAUUUCCUCAAGAUGGAAUUGUCAUAGCCCAAACCCUGAAGGACCAAGGACUGGGAGUGUUGAAACAGGAGACGACAGUGGUGGAUAAUGUUCCUAUACUGGGUCUCUACCAAACACCCUCGGAAGGAGGGGGUCGUAUAGCCCUGUAUGGAGACUCCAACUGUAUAGACGACAGUCACAGACAGAAAGAUUGUUUCUGGCUCCUGGAUUCCCUGCUUCAGUACACCUCGCACAGCGUGAUGCCCCCCAGUCUGAGUCACUCUGAGAACAGACAGCGUCCCCCCACAGUCAGUGAGCAUCCACUGCCGGAGAGACUGGAAGGAAACCACUUGUAUCGCUAUUCGAAGGUACUGGAAGCUCACCUGGGAGACCCGAAGCCACGCCCACUUCCUGCCUGUCCGCACCUGUCGUGGGCCAAACCACAGCCUCUCAACGAGACUGCCCCUAGCAACCUCUGGAAGCACCAGAAACUGCUGUCGAUAGACCUGGACAAGGUGGCUCUACCAAACUUCAGACAGAACCGGCCCCAAGUGAGGCCGCUGUCUCCUGGGGAGAGUGGUGCCUGGGAUAUUCCUGGGGGUAUAAUGCCUGGUCGCUAUAACCAGGAUGUGGGGCAGACCAUCCCAGUGUUUGCAUUUCUGGGGGCUAUGGUGGUGCUGGCGUUCUUUGUAGUGCAGAUCACCAAAUCCAAGAGCAAGCCAAAGAGAAGGAAACCACGGGUCAAGCGUCCACAGUGCCUACAGCAGCCACACCCACCCAAAACGCCGUCUGUCUGAGUAGGUUUGCCAGCCAAAGACAAUGGCACAGGACUGGGCUGUCUGCUGUGCACAGGAUACCACCAAAGUCACUAGUUGGCUGCAUUGUUGAUCAGUAUCCCACCCAUCUGUUCAAGUUGUAUUAUGUUGUAAUCUGGCACCCACAUCCAUACAGGGGAGGUAUGACUGGCAGCUAAGGUGGAUUCUGCAUGGAUGUCUUUCCAUUCUCUACAGCUAGAUCUCCUACUGACACGUAAAGUGGAGCUCAAUUCGUACUGACCAAAAUGAGGACACAUUUCCUGUGUGUUCAAUGUGUUUAAUAUUUAUUGUUUUACAUCGCUCUUAAUUGAAUGCCAUUCCGUCCAAAACGUUCUGGAUGGGUUGGGGAUCUGAAGAACAAAUAAACUCAAUUUUUAGUGAGAUCUUUAAAUAAUAUACUGUUAUUGUGUUUUUGUAAAAUAAUGGUUACUAGGAGCCCUCCUCCUGUGUGUUUUUUUUUUAAUUUUUUUUUUUAUUAUAAAAUGGCAUCUACCAUGACAUUUUGUAAAUAUUGGUCAUUCAUUUCACCAUUGUUGGUGGAGCAGGUUUUCAAAUAUAUGUUAUCGAUUUUAUGAAGCUGAAAAA